Molecule: messenger RNA, 868 nt
Organism: Oryctolagus cuniculus (rabbit)
Lineage: Eukaryota; Metazoa; Chordata; Mammalia; Lagomorpha; Leporidae
Product: lymphocyte antigen 6G6e
Biological process (GO): acetylcholine receptor signaling pathway; desensitization of G protein-coupled receptor signaling pathway
Cellular component (GO): plasma membrane
Molecular function (GO): acetylcholine receptor binding; acetylcholine receptor activator activity
Source: RefSeq, a predicted model, not a curated record
ACAGACACACUGCAGGAAAACCGAGAGGACCCUCGGGGCAAGGGCGCAUUCAAGUUGGGGGCAGGCAGGCAUUGUGAGAGGGGAGGUGCAGAGCAGAGGCUGCAGAGUCUGGUCUCAGUUCCGCCCCCCAGAUUCACUCCCUAGGUGUGUUUGUUUAUGGGUCCUCCCUGUUCGCUCCAGCUCUCAGGGUGCAGCUCAUUCUCCCAGACUGCGGAGCCCUGAGCCAGCCAUGGGCCCCACCAGCAUCUUCCUCUGCGUCCUGUUCCUCUCUGGGGCACUGGGUCUCACCACUUCCCCUGCCCAGGGCCGGCUCCGCUGUUACACCUGCAGCUUCGCCAAGCCCUGCUACCCUGUUCCCACCGAGUGUCGGGAGGGGGAAGCUUGUGGCAUCAGCACAGGCACCUCAGAUCAGAACGAGAUCAUCCAACGGAAGGGCUGCCUCCCACGGGCACAGUGCCUUCUGCCGGGCCGUGCCACCUACUGGUCACGCUCCUAUAUUCUGCGGCACGAGUGUUGCGAGCAGGACCUGUGCAACACGGCCACCAAGCCGCAGGGGCUCCCCAGCCUCCUCCUCCUCCUCCUCACCCUGCUCCUGCUCGUGGCUGGCACCGCCUGGGGAGGCGCCUUCCUCCGCUAGCCCCAUGUGGAUCUGCAGCCCGCAAGCCGGGACUCCUCCACCAUCAGCAGCGCCCUACAAACACCUGUACAGACACUCCUGAGGCCUGCUCAAGAACCUGAUUCCGGACAGAGACUUCAGACCCUUGAGCCCAACACCUUUGCAGACCCCUUCCACUAUCUGAUUCCUAAGACUCCAGCCCCUACAGGAACCUGCCUGGAACCCAGGCUCAUAAAGGACACUUGUUCUGUA